AAAGUAUAAAAGGCACUUAGGAUCGAGUGUUCCUCAGGAGAUUCCUGCACACCUUUUUCCAGCAGCAACGUCAUAUUUAGCCCCAAAAGGCAUCAUGAAGUCAACUGGUGCCGUCCUUUUUCUCGUAGUCAUCUGUGCUAUGACUGCGACAACCAACAAGGUGACUGAGAAAUAUGAAUCAAUUGAUGUCGUCAUCGACAAGGAAGCUCACCGCAUCGGUGCUGAAGCUAUUAAAGUGGGUGAAUUGCUGCGCGCAAUAGCGCUUGGUCUUCGCACGACACAGGAGCGGCAGGAACAAGACGAUAGUCAGAGUCAGCAGUACUUCUUUGGCAAGAUCUUCAAAGCCAUUGGAGAACUUGGAAAGGGUGCAGUAAGCAUAGUACAGGGGGCCAUUGACGGUAUUAAAAACACAGCUGAAGCGCUCACCUUCGGCGACGCCAAGGCCACCACUAAUGCUGCUAACAUACUUCGCAAGCUCGUUGUCAAAGACCUCAGCUUGUAUGCCGGCGAAGAAGGCAAGACGUACAAGCAGUUUCGCCAACACUUUACCGAAGAAUUGAGUCGCGUGGCCGAGUCAUUGUUCAAAAAGGGAGAAGCACUCUGCUCUUGCCAUGGCCAGAUGCACCUCGACAGAAACGAAGCUAAGUUUGUGCAGCUCAUCGUGGAAGCCUUUUGAAGGCAAACCUGCAACGUAUGCGAGGCUGCAUCAUUCACAGUUGCUUUUGCGUUGUGUAAAAAGCGGAGUUAAGUUGAAUAAACUUUGUUUUUGAGAUGGUCAUU
Rhipicephalus microplus (southern cattle tick) is the source of this 780-nucleotide messenger RNA. RefSeq lists its product as uncharacterized. Lineage: Eukaryota; Metazoa; Arthropoda; Arachnida; Ixodida; Ixodidae. The record is from RefSeq and is a predicted model, not a curated record.